AUGGGUGAAGGUGGUACAUUAGGAAUGAUGACAAUGUCAACAUCCUCGUCUUGCUGGGCUAGCAACACGCCCUACUUGACCAGUCUGGCUUGGUGUAUGCACGAAAAAUGCCAUGAUGUACCGACCUGGAAGCUGGAAUAUUUUUGGGCCACCGAAGCGACUGGACAAGGCACCACUGGCAUACAGAUUGUCACUCCAAAAUGGAUCUAUUCUGAAGCACUAGCGAACCUGACGCAGGCUCCUACCUCACAGCUCACAACUGAUUCCGAGUGGCUCAACAAGACCUCUCUUGUUUCGCCAGAGGUAUACGAAGAACAGUGGAAUGUAUUGGUGAGCGUGCAAGAAGAAACAACGCGAGAGAAUACCUAUGGUAUCGCGGUGUUGGUGACCGGAUUCGGCACUCCUAUAGUCCUCACUGGGCUCUCAUACCUACCCAUCUCAUCUAGGCUGGUGACGAAACUCAAGCCAUAUUUAUUAUGGCCCAGCACAAUCGGAACAUACCAGGUUCGGUCCCUUCCCUACCUCCUAGGCAAUGCGCCCACGAUCGGUCAGGCUCUGUAUGUUGCCAUGUUCGUCAUCCUAAACAUCAUCUUGACGGCCGUGAACUACCACUCCCGCCAGCCUAAUGCGUGGUAUUCGAACACCUGGAGGGAAAUUAUGGCUUAUGUUCUCUAUCGAACAGGUAACCUGGCCUAUAUAAUCUCUCCAUUAAUCUUCCUCUUCGGCGGUCGCAAUAAUAUCCUUCUUUGGGUGACAAAUUGGUCGCAUUCAACCUUCCUUGUUCUUCAUCGCUGGGUGGCUCGAGUUUUUGCAGUGCAAGUUCUUCUUCACUCAAUUGUUGCCGUCGUGCUAUACAAGGCUGAAGGUACAUAUGACACACAAGUGAAAGCACCCUACUGGAUCUGGGGAAUCGUGGCCACACUGUGCGUGGUGAUUCUUACUUUCGGAAGUGGGCUUUGGAUACGAAUUUUUGCAUACGAGUUCUUCCUGCUUAUGCACAUAGUCCUCUCUGUGAUCCUGAUUGUUGGCUGUUGGUAUCAUGCCUACGAUCUAUAUAAGUUCCUUGGUGGAAUAGAGGAUUGGAUUUAUGCCAUGGCUGGUGUAUGGUUCUUCGACCGCUUGCUGCGAAUCGUGCGCAUUGUUUCAUGCGGUCCCCGUCAUGCAACUGUUACCGAAAUCGGAGAAGGUUACAUGCGAAUUGACUUGCCCGGAAUUCGCUGGGGUAGUGACCCUGGAAAGCACGUUUAUGUCUAUUUCCCCAGUCUGAACCCGUUGCGGCCUUGGGAAAACCAUCCUUUUUCCGUCCUGCCCACGGCACUUCUACAGCCGUUGUCUUCAGAGUCAGCUGACUCGGAGAAUUGGACGCCACGCUCUCUCAGUGGAACCGAGGAGCCAAACGAUAACCAAAAGGGAGAAGCGAUAACACCUACGGUCAAAAGCAUAAACAGCUACCAUCCAACCAUCGGAGUCACACUAUACGUUCGAAAGUCCACUGGCACCACCAAAGCACUUUGCCCACAGAGCAGUCUGCUUACGUUCAUCGAAGGCCCUUACCCCAACAACUCAACGAGAGAGGUCCUUCGCUGUGAUCGACUGCUCUUGAUUGGAGGGGGCAUUGGAAUUACCGGCAUUCUUCCUUUUGCCACCAAUCAUUGGAAUGUAAAGCUUGCAUGGUCUGUAAAAGAGUCCGCCCGAUGCUUAGUCGAUGACUUGAAAGGGGCUUUAGAUCUGGUGAAAGAAAAGGAUGUACGAAUCGGCAGCAGAUUCAACCUCGAGAAGCUUCUGAAUGAGGAAAUGGAAACAGGAUGGGAUAAGGUCGGUGUUGUGGUUUCCGGGCCAGGCGUGCUUUGUGACGAUGCCAGAGCAGCUGUUGUGACGGCAGCAAGACUUGGAAAGACAAAGUUUGAGCUCGAAGUAGAGGCGUAUUCAUGGUAG
Molecule: messenger RNA, 1935 nt
Organism: Penicillium longicatenatum
Lineage: Eukaryota; Fungi; Ascomycota; Eurotiomycetes; Eurotiales; Aspergillaceae
Product: putative ferric-chelate reductase (Fre2)
Exons: 2
Coding region: 1-1935 (644 amino acids)
Biological process (GO): iron ion transport; intracellular iron ion homeostasis; copper ion import
Cellular component (GO): plasma membrane
Molecular function (GO): ferric-chelate reductase activity
Source: RefSeq, a predicted model, not a curated record